GAAUAUGCUAAUGAGAAGCUACAGACUAGCCAAUAGAACGGCGGGGCGGUACACCACGUGGUUCGGGGACGUGUCAGGGGCGGAGCCGCUGCAGCCCCUGCCCGAGUUAAAACCGGAGUGUGAGAGAGAAAAGCGCUUCAGUAGCGAGAGGGGCUGAGAAAGUGGUGACACCGUCGGGGUGCGGAGGGAGUCCCUGAAACUUCUCCCAACAGCCCCAGGGCCAAUCUCCCCUCAGCCCACUCCCCUCUUCGCCAGCUCCCAGGUCCCCACUCCCUGCACCGGGGGUGGGGUGGGGAGCCAGGCCCGUCUCCCGCUGGGACACACACAGGGGCCGGGAGCGGGGACGGGACCCCCGAGGCGGGGGGGACGGACCGACAGACAGACGGCCGGGCGCCCGCCCCAGCGGGCAGGCAGGCAGGAGGAGGCGGAGGCGGGGGUACGACGGGGAGGACUGGGUCUGGGGAGUUUCCUCUCAACUAUCGGGGGAGAAACUCCCCGCAGCCGGAGGAAAGACCCAGACGGUGUUUUCCUCCCGGGGGCCGCGCUCCCCCGCCCCGCGUAGCGGCGGUCGCCGCUGCCGCCACCGGCGCCUCCACCUCUACCAUCUCUUUCUCCACCACCUCGGGCCCCGGUGUCCCCGGCCAGCACUAUGCCCAUCUUACUGUUCCUGAUAGACACGUCUGCCUCUAUGAACCAGCGCAGCCAUCUGGGCACCACCUACCUGGACACGGCCAAAGGCGCGGUAGAGACCUUCAUGAAGCUCCGUGCCCGGGACCCUGCCAGCAGAGGAGACAGGUAUAUGCUGGUCACUUUCGAAGAGCCGCCCUAUGCUAUCAAGGCUGGAUGGAAAGAAAACCAUGCAACGUUUAUGAAUGAACUGAAAAACCUUCAGGCUGAAGGACUUACGACUCUUGGCCAAUCCCUAAGGACAGCUUUUGAUUUAUUAAAUUUAAAUAGAUUAGUAACUGGCAUAGACAACUAUGGGCAGGGAAGAAAUCCUUUUUUCUUGGAGCCAGCAAUAAUUAUUACAAUUACUGAUGGGAGCAAGUUGACUACCACCAGUGGAGUCCAGGAUGAGCUCCAUUUACCUCUUAAUUCUCCUUUGCCUGGAAGUGAAUUGACCAAGGAACCUUUUCGCUGGGAUCAGAGACUUUUUGCACUAGUGUUGCGGUUGCCUGGCACCAUGUCAGUAGAAUCAGAACAGUUGACAGGUGUGCCUUUAGAUGACUCUGCAAUCACACCAAUGUGUGAAGUGACAGGCGGCCGCUCAUACUCUGUUUGUUCUCCAAGAAUGCUUAAUCAGUGUCUGGAGUCCUUGGUGCAGAAAGUACAAAGUGGGGUGGUAAUAAACUUUGAAAAAGCAGGACCAGAUCCUUCCCCUGUAGAAGAUGGGCAGCCAGAUAUAUCAAGGCCUUUUGGAUCUCAGCCUUGGCAUAGCUGUCACAAACUCAUAUAUGUAAGACCAAAUCCUAAAACUGGGGUUCCUAUAGGUCAUUGGCCUGUUCCAGAAUCUUUUUGGCCAGAUCAAAAUUCUCCAACACUACCACCUCGUACAUCUCAUCCUGUAGUGAAGUUUUCCUGUACAGACUGUGAACCAAUGGUUAUUGACAAACUUCCUUUUGACAAAUAUGAGUUGGAACCUUCACCACUGACUCAGUUUAUCCUGGAAAGGAAAUCUCCUCAAACAUGUUGGCAGGUAUAUGUGAGCAAUAGUGCAAAAUAUAGUGAACUUGGUCAUCCUUUUGGUUACUUGAAAGCCAGCACAGCACUAAACUGUGUCAAUUUAUUUGUGAUGCCUUACAAUUAUCCAGUCCUUCUUCCCCUCUUAGAUGACCUGUUUAAAGUGCAUAAAGCAAAACCAACGUUGAAAUGGAGACAGUCAUUUGAAAGUUAUUUAAAGACAAUGCCUCCCUACUAUCUCGGGCCCUUGAAAAAAGCUGUUAGAAUGAUGGGAGCACCUAACCUAAUAGCAGACAGUAUGGAAUAUGGACUUAGUUACAGUGUCAUUUCAUACCUCAAAAAACUGAGUCAACAGGCCAAAAUAGAAUCUGAUCGAGUCAUCGGUUCUGUAGGCAAAAAAGUAGUACAGGAAACGGGAAUUAAAGUCCGAAGCCGGUCACAUGGUUUAUCAAUGGCAUAUAGGAAAGAUUUUCAACAACUGCUCCAGGGAAUUUCAGAGGAUGUCCCUCACAGACUGCUAGACCUUAAUAUGAAGGAAUACACUGGGUUCCAAGUUGCUUUGCUGAAUAAGGAUUUGAAGCCACAAACAUUUAGAAAUGCUUAUGACAUACCGAGACGAAAUCUUUUGGAUCACUUAACAAGAAUGAGAUCUAAUCUUUUGAAGAGCACCCGUAGGUUUCUUAAAGGACAGGAUGAAGAUCAAGUACAUAGUGUUCCUAUAGCACAAAUGGGGAAUUACCAGGAAUACCUCAAGCAAGUACCUUCUCCACUAAGAGAACUUGAUCCUGAUCAGCCUCGAAGGUUGCAUACGUUUGGAAAUCCCUUUAAGCUGGAUAAAAAGGGUAUGAUGAUAGAUGAAGCAGAUGAAUUUGUAGCUGGACCUCAGAAUAAACAUAAACGGCCUGGAGAACCAAAUAUGCAAGGGAUCCCUAAAAGACGUCGGUGUAUGUCUCCACUCCUAAGGGGCAGACAGCAGAAUCCUGUUGUGAACAAUCAUAUUGGGGGAAAAGGACCACCUGCACCUAUGGCUCCAGCACAGCCAGAUCUUAUUAAAUCCUUUCCUCUUCAUAAAAUUUCAGAGACCACUAAUGAUUCGACAGUAAUAGAUGAUGUGGUUGAAAAUCAUGUUGCAGACCAACUUUCAUCAGACAUUACACCAAAUGCUAUGGAUACUGAAUUUUCAACAUCUUCUCCAGCCAAUUUACUGGAACGGCCAACCAAUCAUGCAGAGGCUCUUGGUCAUGACCAUUUAGGAACUAAUGACCUCCAUGUUGGUGGAUUUUUAGAAAAUCAUGAGGAGCCAAGAGGUAAAGAACAAUGUGCUGAAGAGAAUAUACCAGCAUCUUCACUCAACAAAGGAAAGAAAUUGAUGCAUUGCAGAAGCCAUGAAGAGGUCAAUACUGAACUAAAAGCACAAAUAAUGAAAGAGAUCCGAAAGCCAGGAAGAAAAUAUGAAAGGAUCUUCACUUUACUGAAGCAUGUGCAAGGCAGUUUACAAACAAGACUAAUAUUUUUACAAAACGUCAUUAAAGAAGCAUCAAGGUUUAAAAAGCGAAUGCUAAUAGAACAACUAGAGAACUUCUUGGAUGAAAUUCAUCGAAGAGCCAAUCAGAUCAACCAUAUUAAUAGCAAUUAAAAGAAAAUAGAAUGUGGCCACUUAUUUCACUAUCUUCUCCAAAUACAAAGUAAAUACAAGACUGUUGUGAUCUUGGAUUCGUUUUUUUUGACAUGCGUUGUUGGCUAUUUGAAAUACUAAAAGCAAAUCUACAGAUCCUUUUUCCAUCAUUUUACAGUGACCUUUUCUUCAUUUUGGUUUAUUUUUGUAAUGUGAAAAUUAUCACUCUAGAAAACAUUUUUAUUUAACAAACUAAAAAUAUUCCUCCAAAUCUCUUGCUUGUCAUUGACUCUUGCGUGUCAAUUUCCCUCAGGUUCUAUUUUCUUAAACUAACCUUUAAAAUUGUCACCUCUGUUAAGGUUGAACUUUGCCAAAAAAAAUUAAAAAGAAGUUACUUUGUAAUUUUUGGGGAAAAAAGCACAUACAUUAAAACUAGGUAAUGUUUUGUAUAUACAGUUAUUUUGGAUAUAUUAUUGUAAGUUGUACAAAUGUAUUUUGAAGAAUAUUUAAGAAAAGCACUUUUGUUAUUCCAUCAAUAAAUGCUCUAUUUUACUCUUGUGUGGUUUAGGAAAUAAUCACAUUUAAAGUAAUCAUUUAAAAAAAAUCCUAAAAUAAUGGAAUUUUAAAGGCCUUGCUUUUUAGCAUUGGAAAAAUACACCACUUGAAGUUCAUAUUUGUUAAACCUAACUGUAAUUACAUGUUACAUAAUCUGCAUUGUCUUUUUACUAUAUGUUUGUAGUUUUUGUUGGCCACGCCAACAUAUUCCCAUUUCUGCCUAGAUAAUGGGAAUUACUAUGUCUGUGGCAGAUAGGCAGACACUUUAAAAGCUGUUAAAAAGCAGACAACUUUGGACAUUAUUGGUUUCCUUACUUCCCCUUCAAUCCCUUUUCCUUUCUCACUUAGAUUGUGGAUGGCACUAAAUGGAAGCUGUUAGGGAGUGGUAAGUUUGGGGUACACUGUAUACUCUGAAAUGUCUAGCCUUUAGCAGCUUGAUACCGUGCCCCAAACGUCUACAACAAAUUGAGGGUUCAAAAGGAUCUCCUUGUUUUGUUCUGUUCUCACACUUAAACUCUCUAUUUCAUUUAGAAGCUAAAUGGAAAGGAAACAUUUAAGAAGACUUUGUUUAAUUUGCAUCCCCUUUUAGUUACACAGGAUAAGGAAAACCAAUACUAUUCGUUCUCCACCCUCAAUCCACCAUGGUCUAGUGUAUCCUUACUGAGGAAGUGAUCCUAUGGCCUGACUCACUCACCAUUCAUAGAUCACUGCUGUGCCUUUUAGGGGGUGGGGGUAGGGUAGCCAGUAGAAAAGAAGGUUAAAAUAGAUUUGGAUUAAGAGAGGGCAACAGAAACUUAAUAAAAUAGAAGUAUUUUUAGGUUUAUAAUAUUGAAAAUCAUAUACCCUUAUCUUUUUACACUUUAUCAGAACUUUUUUUAAAUUUUAAGAGUAACAAAAUGAAUUUACAGCUUUUUAUGAAGAAAAGCAGCAAUGAAAGUGGAGAACAUACUUGAGAUCUGCUAAUUUAGUCUAGGGGAUUUGAAACUCUCCCGAUACUGAAGACAAACCCUGUCAAGAAAAAGAAAAAUUUAACAUAAUGUUAUAUGGUAUUUUCAUAUGCAAUUCUUUAAACCUUGCUUACCUCUACAAAAAUACCUUUCAGUAAAGCAGGAUAUCAUUUAAUAAAUGGAAUUGUUAAGGUAACUGCCUAUAGUCAUGUUGCUAAAUUCAACAAGUUACACAAAACCCAGAAUAUAUUAUCUGCUCUUAAAUUAAUAUAUAUUUAGAUUCUGAGGUUAAUAGGAGGGAUUAGAAGUCAUUCAGAUAAAAAUCAUACUUAACAAGUAUCUAGGAAAGAGACUGAGUCUAUUCCAAUAUUUAGCAGCUUUCCUUAUCAGAAAGUUCUUAUUUCCAUUUCACAGGUUGCUCGUGAGGUAAAAAUCCUUUAGAUCCUUGACCUUUUAAUACAUUUUCCAGAAUGAACCCUAGAAGGAGUUGGGAAGUAGCAGUUUGUUCUGUCUCCUCUUUUUGUCCUUUGUCUCUCUGCCACUAUACUCUUUACACCCUCAUCCCAGCACCUAGUUACAAGAUUGGAAACCCAUCAAAACUAAAGGGUAAUAUUCCAUCUCCCUCAGCUUUUUAAAAUGCAAAUAGUUAAAUUAGUGAAAUACUUAUUGUAGAAUUUUCGUCAGGAAAGGGAAAGAAUAUAUCUGUAGUGGCAGGAGGGAAUGGAAUGUCAUGUCUUUUAGGCCCCUUAGAUCAUUGAAUGACUUUAGGCUGGACAAACAUUCUUGGAAAGUUUAAUCUUGAGGUUUUUAGAUCACUUAAUGUUCCCCUAUGUGUCUCAUUCAUUGACUGAUUUGUCAGUUGCUCUUAUCAGUAAAAUUUGUUAGUUUGGAGAAGUGAAGGCUGAGACUCAAUUCUAAUCUCUUCAAUAGCUGUCACCAGAAGAGUAGCCACUUUGCCAUGUGAUGUGGGCAAGUGCUUCCCAGAAAGAUACCUAAAUUCACAAGAACUCUGCUUCGAUUUGCGACGGAUUGUGGAACUGGUUUUGGGUUACCCUUAUAUUUUCACUCUGAUUACUAAGGCAGUUCUGAAAACUCAUACCAUUGAAAUAGUGGUGUGUCUUUUCCUAGCUCAAGGAUUUUCAUCACUUUUAUGCAGUUACCAACCUUUAUUGGCUACCAGCUUUUGGCAAUGACCUUUCUGCUCAUUUAGUCCUGUCUCUCUGUUUCUUGAGGGAAUAGAACCUGUCCUUGUUUUAUCUUUCAUUUUUUGACAUGUAUCCUUCCUAAGAGAGGACUCUUUGCUACUUGUUCUGAGUGAUAAGUGACAUUUUCAUCUAAUCAAUAUGGGGUUGGGAUGAUCAUGGUGAAAUAUAAGGAGGAUAUAUUCUGUUGAUGGACUUUUUUCUCCCCAAAUAAUCCCCAAAUAGAUUAUUUUCUAGUGAAUGAUUUUCAUUUUUUGUCACAAAAAAAAAAUGUUCCUUUGAUUUCUAGCAAAAGUUACAGCAGUAUGCAACUGAUUCUCAGAUAAAAUGAUGUUGACAGUAUUUCCUUAAUAAUUUGUGUAAAACUAUGCGUAAUUUUCAUUAUUCUAACUUUUGACAUUUUUUUCUCUCCAUAAAUAAAAGUAAUGCCUGAUGUUUAGUUAAAGUA
Molecule: messenger RNA, 6447 nt
Organism: Lemur catta (Ring-tailed lemur)
Lineage: Eukaryota; Metazoa; Chordata; Mammalia; Primates; Lemuridae
Gene: INTS6
Product: integrator complex subunit 6
Exons: 18
Coding region: 650-3316 (888 amino acids)
Biological process (GO): snRNA 3'-end processing
Cellular component (GO): integrator complex
Source: RefSeq, a predicted model, not a curated record